Sceloporus undulatus (fence lizard) is the source of this 987-nucleotide messenger RNA. RefSeq names its product coiled-coil domain containing 86 (gene CCDC86). Gene Ontology annotation, cellular component: nucleolus. Lineage: Eukaryota; Metazoa; Chordata; Lepidosauria; Squamata; Phrynosomatidae. The record is from RefSeq and is a predicted model, not a curated record. The transcript is spliced from 4 exons. Bases 58 to 636 code for a protein of 192 amino acids.
CCGGGAGCGCCGCCUGGGAGUCCCCCACGUGGAAGGAAGGAAGGAAGGAAGAAGGCGAUGGAAGGCAGCGGGGGCCCCGGGACGGAAAUGGCGGCGGGGCCUGAGGCUGCAGUGCUUUCGGAGGCUGAGGCCCUGCCUGCUGGGGAGCAGCAGGAGGAGGAGGAGGGGACAGGGGCCGCGUCCUUCGGGAGAGCCGCUCCGGGGAAGCGCCCGGCAGCCCCUUCGGGCGGCAAGAAGCAGAAAGCGGCGCCCGCCAUCCCCAAAGGGAAGCCCAAAUCCGGGCGCGUCUGGAAGGACCCGGGCAAGAAGCGGUUUUCCCACAUGACUAAGGACAAACCUUUGCGUACCUCCUGGGAACGCAAGAUGAAAGAACGUCAGGAAAAGAAAUUAGUCAAAGACUUUGUCCGGCAGUUGGAAGAUGAAAAGCGGAGAGAGCGUGAGGAGAAGAAACAGCGAAGGAAAGAGAACUUAGAAAGACGUCUGGAGAAUGAGCGGAAAGCAGAGAUUGUGCAAGUGAUUCGGAAUCCGCUAAAACUGAAGCGUGCAAAGAAGAAGCAGUUGCGUCGCAUCGAGAAGCGAGACACACUGGCACUUCUGCAGAAACAACAGGCACAGCGCAAAACAGCCAAAGAAUGAGAUCUGGGUAGGAAGUGAUCUCUCCCUUCUGACAUGUGGAAAUAAUUUCCUCGGAGAGGCAUAAGUCAGGAUGCUGGAUCCACUGCAGUGGGGACCUUGGAUGCUCUGCUAGCAUCUCCCUGGUUUCUCUUGCCACCGAAGAGCAGAUUCUUCAAAAGGGAUCUGUCUUGCAUCUAGAAGUUUCUCUUUGGUUUUCCUUGUUGUCACGGAUGCAGAAUACAGCAGACUGAACUUAAGAUUUGAGGAUUUGCAACUUCCAGGCUUUGGUUAUAUAUAAUAGUGCCUCAGUGAAAAAGUGGAUUAAACCUUUAUUUGUUUGAUAUCUGUGACACAAAAAAAUAAGUAACAUGA